AUGGAUAUUAAUAUGAAGAAAACAGAUUUUCAGGUUAGUGACAGUGAAACAACAAUAAUUAGUGAAUCUAUUGAAGUGGAUAAUGUUGAACCAGAAGGUAGUUGUGAGUCAAAUGAGUUGACUAAUAUGAUAGUAAAUGAAACCAUUUUGGAGAUAGACCCAGCUAAAUGGGUUAUUAACGACGAAUUUCGUGACUAUAUUGCAAAAAAUGGUUUUAAUCAAAAUAUGACAAAUGACUUUAUUAACUCGAAACGGAUAUAUUCUGAUAAAACAAGAUAUUUGACCAAAAUUAUGUUUAAUAGACGAUUAAUUAAUGGAGAAACAAUUGUUCGUUCAUGGUUAGUUUAUUCUCCAAGUUUAGGAGUAGUUUUUUGUGGGCCUUGUCGGAUAUUUCAAACAUCUUUAGAAACUCAACUUGUUACUGAAGGGUUCAAUGAUUGGAAAAAUGCUACUGUCCGUUUCAGCUACCAUGAAAAUAGUAAAGAGCACCGAGAUGCUAUUAUGAAUUUAAAACAUAGAGGUAAUGUCUUGGGGCGCAUUGAUAAUUCAUUGAUUAAACAAUUAGACACAGAAAUCGAAUAUUGGAGAAAUGUGUUGAAAAGGGUAGUCGAAACUAUUAAAUCGUUAGCUUCUCGUGGUCUUCCUUUUCGAGGACAUGAUUCGUGUUUUGGUUCUGUACACAACGGUAAUUACUUAAUGUCACUCGAAUUAAUCGCAAAAUUUGAUCCGUUUUUAGCCGAUCAUAUAGUUCGUUUUGGAAGUAAAGGCAGUGGCUCUACGUCAUAUUUAUCUCACGUUAUAUGUGACGAAUUUAUUUUUAUUGAUUCGACGCCAGAUAUUUCGCACGUCGACAAAUUAUCAUUUAUGGUGAGAUAUGUCCUCGCAACUGGUCUUCCUGUAGAACGAUUCUUAUGUUUUGUUUCAAAUCCAGGACAUAAAGCUUUAGAUUUAACUAAUGUCAUUAUUAAUACUUUAAAAUCUCAUGAUAUUGACAUUUCUGACUGUCGAGGGCAAAGCUACGAUAAUGCUAGUAAUAUGUCAGGUCAAUACAGUGGAGUUCAGGCUCGAAUCAAAGAAAUUAAUCCACUAAGAUGGUCAAUUUUGCAAUUAAAUAUGAAACGUAAUGCUAAUACAAUUAAGAGUUUAUCAAACACCAGGUGGUCGGCUCGCGCAGACGCAUGUCGAGCAUUAUAUAAUUCGUGGGAUGAAAUUAUUAACGCAUUGAUCACUAUCAAGGAUGACACUUUUGAAAAAUGUGUUACGCGAAAUGAGUCAAAUGGUCUUUAUAAUCAAAUGCAAAAGUUAGAAACAUCAUUUAUGAUGAUUUUUUGGAAUCAUAUAUUAGAACGAUUUAAUGCAUCUAAUAAACAAUUACAAUGUGUUGAAAUUGGAAAUGAUAAAGUUUCUCAGAUUUAUACAUCACUAAUUAAUCUAGUUCAAAAAACCCGAGAUAAUUUUGAUGAAUAUGAAACUAGAGCAAAAAAAAUAUCAAAGACUACCGAGUACAAUUUUGGUAUAUCUCGACAAAAAAAAAAAAAAUUACACUUCGAUGAAAAAACUGAGCAACCAACCGAGUUAAUUGGUAGGGAUAAAUUUCGAGUUGAAACAUUUUACGUAAUUAUUGAUAAGAUGACAAAUGAACUUAAGAAAAGACAACAGGCCUUCAAAGCGUUUUGUGAUAUAUUUGAAGUACUACUAAAAAUUACAUCUUUAAAUUCUUUGGAAAUAGUUAAGUUUGCUGAGAAAUUGCAAAAAAUGUACCCGAAUGAUUUAGACAAUACUUUUUCGUCAGAAUGCUUACAUUUACAAUCUUAUUUAUUGAAUAGUGAUAUCGAUAUUGACGUAAAUAAUUUAACUCCUAUCACACUGUGCCAGUAUUUAAGAGAAAAAAGUUUACACAUUGAAAUAUUUCCAAAUAUUGACACAGCAUUAAGGAUUUUUGUGAGUGUACCAGUGUCCAAUUGUACUACCGAGAGAUCGUUUUCAUGCCUCAAACGCGUAAAAAACUAUUUAAGGUCCACCCAAACUGAUGACAAGUUGAAUAAUUUAGCAUUAUUUUCGAUAGAGAAUGAAAUGCUAAGCGAAUUGAAUUGUGAAGAUUUAAUAGACACAUUUGCAAGAACCAAAUGUCGACGUAAACCGAUCGUCUAA
Messenger RNA from Daktulosphaira vitifoliae (grape phylloxera), 2151 nucleotides. Its product is annotated as zinc finger MYM-type protein 1-like. NCBI's taxonomy places the organism in Eukaryota, Metazoa, Arthropoda, Insecta, Hemiptera, Phylloxeridae. Gene Ontology annotation, molecular function: protein dimerization activity. The transcript is spliced from 3 exons. The record is from RefSeq and is a predicted model, not a curated record. Bases 1 to 2151 code for a protein of 716 amino acids.